This is a messenger RNA of Phragmites australis (common reed), 1880 nucleotides long. RefSeq names its product probable glycerol-3-phosphate acyltransferase 3. The record is from RefSeq and is a predicted model, not a curated record. Gene Ontology annotation, biological process: cutin biosynthetic process. NCBI's taxonomy places the organism in Eukaryota, Viridiplantae, Streptophyta, Magnoliopsida, Poales, Poaceae. The transcript is spliced from 2 exons. Bases 75 to 1688 code for a protein of 537 amino acids. Gene Ontology annotation, cellular component: membrane. Gene Ontology annotation, molecular function: glycerol-3-phosphate 2-O-acyltransferase activity; phosphatase activity.
ACGAACGAGGCCUCGCAAGCAAAACCAAAACCAAAACGCGACAAGCACUGAAACACCUCACGUAAAAGCUAGCCAUGGUGAAGAAGCCUUCCGCCCUUCCCAGGUCCUUCCUCUCCUUUCGCCGCAUCCUCCGGCGAAGCCUCUCUGGGAGGCCCUACCGCCGCACAACGUCGUCAACGGCCAGAAAUCCGGCCGCACCACCACAAGACAAGCUGCAGGACAUAACGGUAGUGGUCGACGUGGAGGGGUGGCUCUUGAGGCCGCCGCUGUCCACCUUCCCUUACUUCAUGCUCGUCGCUGUCGAGGCCGGCAGCUUCCUCCGUGGUCUCCUCCUGCUGCUGCUAUACCCGCUUCUUCUGUGCCUCUGCCUCCUAGGUCGUGAUCUGCAUCUCAAGGCCAUGGUCAUGGUGUCCUUCUUCGGAUUGAGAGAAAAGGAGGUGAUUAGGAUUUCCAAGGCGGUUCUGCCAAAGUUCUUCCUGGGAGAGGUGGCCAUGGAGGGUCUCGAGGCUUUUAAGAAGGCAGGCACGGUGGUCGCAGUGACCGCGGAGUUUCCAAGGGUGAUGGUGGAGGGGUUCCUCAAGGAGUACCUCGGCGUCCGUGCCGUCGUCGGUAGGGAGGUCACAGUAGUGGCCGGGCGUUACGUCGGGUUCCUGGAGAAUGUGGAGGCGGGCAUGGAGAGGGUUGGAGCCUUACUCGAGAAAAUGGACGAGAUGAGGAGCAAACGUGAUGGAGCUGUGGGGCUUCUUGGGGCGGGCAGCAGGAUGCACCACGUGUUUUCUCGUUGUUGCAAGGAGACCUACGCCCUAAGUGAAGCCGACAAGAAGUCGUGGUGGCAGCCCUUGCCGAGGGACAAGUACCCCAAGCAGUUGGUCUUUCACGACGGCCGCCUUGCCUUCAGGCCGACGUUCUUCGCCGCGGUAGCGAUGUACAUCUACCUUCCCUGGGGCAUCUUCCUCGCCGUCUUCCGCAGCGUCGCAUUCGGCCUCCUACCCUACCGCGUCUCUAUCCCACUAGCCGCACUCACCGGCAUGCGCUCCCGCCUUGUCGCUAGCCCGUCACCGAACGCCACGAAGAAGAACCAAGCAGGCGGGCGCCUCUACGUUUGCAACCAUCGCACUCUCCUGGACCCGAUCACCGUCGCUGCCGGGCUGAACAAGCCCGUGACCGCCGUCACGUACAGCGUGAGCCGGGUCUCCGAGCUGAUCGCGCCGAUCCACACGGCGCGGCUGACACGGGACCGCAACGAGGACCGGCGGCGCAUGGAGGCGCUGCUGGCGCGCGGCGACCUCGUUGUGUGCCCUGAGGGCACAACCUGCCGCGAGCCCUACCUGCUCCGGUUCAGCCCUCUGUUCGCUGAGCUAACAAACGAGGUGACCCCAGUUGCGCUCGAGACGCGCGUCGACGUGUUCUACGGCACGUCCACGAAGCCGGCAGCCAAGUGGCUGGACCCCUUCUACUUCAUGAUGAACUCGCGGCCGGAGUACCGUGUCGAGUUCCUGGAGCCCGUGGUCACCGCUCCGGCGGAGGGCGAGGUGGGCGGACACGGCCACAGCAUCCAAGCGGCCAACCGUGUGCAGAGCGUGCUCGGCGAGGCACUUGGGUUCGAGCUCACCGGGCUGACGAGGAAGGACAAGUACAUGAUGCUGGCUGGAAAUGAAGGUGUUGUGAAAGGUGACGCAAAGAAGUAGGUGUGUUUUACGGGGUCUAUGCUUCGUUGUGCAGUUAUUGAUGUUAGUGUUGGAUUCUCUUUUUUUCCCUUUAAACAUGAGUCGGUUUGUUGUAUAUGUUGGGUAUAUACAUGUUUUUUUACUUUCUAUUUGUGAAAAUUCAUGUACAUGUUGAAAAUAAAAGAAGAAAAGGUUGCAAAUUUAGUUUGUGCC